Molecule: messenger RNA, 2055 nt
Organism: Penicillium odoratum
Lineage: Eukaryota; Fungi; Ascomycota; Eurotiomycetes; Eurotiales; Aspergillaceae
Product: Pet127 family protein
Exons: 4
Coding region: 1-2055 (684 amino acids)
Biological process (GO): mitochondrial RNA 5'-end processing
Cellular component (GO): mitochondrial envelope; mitochondrion
Source: RefSeq, a predicted model, not a curated record
AUGCUGCGCUCCACGAGCGGAGAUAAGCCAGAAUUGAGCAAUGCAGACGUCCCAUCCAACCCGGUGAUUGAGGUUCCUACAGCAGACUUGGAGAAGAAAGCUGCUAAAUCGAAAACCAAGGGUAAAAAGAAGUCCGCUAAAUACCCUCCGAAAAAAUCGAACUCCACGAACGAAGAGACAGAAGGCGAACCAAAGGCAGACGAUCAGCCAAAGGAGAAAAAGCCACACCAGUCAAGCACAUCUUCCAGACCUUCCCGUGGAGUCGCUCAAGUGAGACAAUUACUGGGAGCGAAUGUUAGACCGGGGGGAAAUGGCAGAUCGAAACAGAGACCGAAAAACAAUGAGGAACUUGUGCAGCUCCAUGCAUUUGUCUCCAAAACGCAUACUGGAACACUUUCCCCGGAGAGUGUCAAAGCAUUGGACAUCCCUACAGCCCCCGUUCCUCGCCUUUCAUUCGGCCUCGAUCGAGUUCUCUUCAACCCUGGUGUUUAUCAAUUACGAGACCCUCGAUCCCGCGUCUACAACUUCGACCCCUACCUAAGUCAGAUCAUGCCAGUUACAGAAUUCGACUUCAAUACUCUCAAAGACUAUAUCACUUCGUCAAAAGAUACAGCCCUUCGCGACGUUGCCGUUGAGAAUAAGAAGAAAUACCUGGGAUCCUCAUCAAGCAUGACUUCGGUUCUUUCACACUUCCACUAUUUGCUUUCCAGUUGGAGACCUAUCGAUACUCGCACAAUUUCUCAGGGAUUUCCCGACAAGUUGCGCAGUUUUACUCGUCUGCUCCGCGCUCCAGCUGCCAUGUUUCUUCACUACCAGGAUGGCGUGUACGCCAUUGAUGCGGACAAGGAGUUUGACUCAGCCAAUAUCCUCAUGAAUCUGGGCAAGUCCAUGGAGAAGUUACUCACUAUGCCCAAGGAGGAGUUUGAGCGCUACCGACGGUCCAGCGAGAACAAGAUCUCAGUUGAGGAGGAAGCGGCGAUCCCAGAAUCGUACCACUACUCCACUGUCGGUAAUUUCGUUAUGCGUUCGCAGCUCGAUGCCUACGACCCUCGGUUACCUGGAACUGGAAUGUUUGAUCUCAAGACACGAGCGGUAGUCUCAAUCCGCAUGGACGCAAGGAACUUUCAAAACGGACUUGGCUACGAGAUCAAGGGCCGAUUUGGUGAGUAUGAGUCGUACGAACGCGAAUACUUCGACAUGAUUCGGGCCGCAUUUUUGAAAUACUCGUUGCAAGUGCGCGUUGGCCGCAUGGACGGUAUCUUUGUGGCACACCACAAUGUCGAGCGCAUCUUCGGUUUCCAGUACAUCAGUCUUCCCGAAAUGGACCAGGCACUGCAUGGUCAGUCGAACACCGCGCUAGGAGAUGCCGAGUUCCAGCUGAGUCUGCAAAUGUGGCAAGAGAUUCUUGACAAAGCUACCGAGCGCUUCCCCAAACAAUCCCUGCGUUUCCACUUUGAGACCCGGGAUGCUCUGGUACCAUUCAUGUACAUCUUUGCCGAACCCGUCACUCAGGAAGAGAUCAAAGAGAUCCAAACCAAGAAUGCAGCAGACAUUGAAGCAUACCAAGAAAGUCUCUUGAACCCCACGCCGAAGGAACCCAUCACCCCGAUGGAACCGGGAGAAAACCCCACCCCCAACACAGCGGAGGAGCCUGAAUCCGUCGUUUACGACUCGGCCACACCACCAGACCCAACCUUCAAGGGGGAGAAGGAGCAAACUGCAGGCAAAGAGCUCUUCGCCAUGGCAUUGACAACCAAGAACUGGGUCAACAACAAGGUUGUUGAACGACCCAUGAAUUUCACCGAGACGGACGAAUGGAAACUUGAGUACGAGCUCCGAGAGCUGUCGCCCAAGCAGACCUCAAGAAUAUACAAGCAGGUCCAGAACCGACGCAAGACCAGCCUGUUAGUCUCAGGCGAGGAUACCCAAGGCGUUGUGAAUAACAUCUACAUGCGAAAGCUGCGACAGAUCAGCCGGGAUGGCCGGAAGUACCGUACAGCAGAGAAUGAGCUUGAUGAACAGGCUGGUACAAUCGUUUACACGGAGGAGAAUUAA